Molecule: messenger RNA, 2988 nt
Organism: Lathyrus oleraceus (garden pea)
Lineage: Eukaryota; Viridiplantae; Streptophyta; Magnoliopsida; Fabales; Fabaceae
Exons: 3
Coding region: 1-2988 (995 amino acids)
Source: RefSeq, a predicted model, not a curated record
AUGCUGGAUACACAACCUCUUUGGAUGAAAUCCAAACCACGCCGGUGGGAGGAUCUGAGAUCUUCACCAGAAUUAGAAAAUGAAAAGGGUAGUAAACCAGGUAUAAAUUUUGAAUUAAAACAAUUGCCUGUAAAUCUUAAAUAUGUCUUUCUAGGAUCUGGAACAAAUUAUCCUGCUAUUAUCAGUUCUGAGCUAAAUGCCAUAGAUGAGGAAAAGUUGAUACAGGUACUAAAGAAGCAUAAAAGUGCUAUUGGGUGGACUAUUGAGGAUUUGAAAGGUAUUAGCCCCACAGUAUGCAUGCAUAAGAUACUAAUGGAGGAUAAUCAGAAACCAGUAGUGCAACCACAAAGGAGGUUAAACCCAGCAAUGAAAGAAGUGAAAGGAGGAACCACAGUAAUUUUAAAUGAAAAGAAUGAACUGAUCCCAACUCGCACAGUAACAGGGUGGCGAGUAUGCAUCGAUUACAGAAGACUGAACACUGCAACAAGAAAGGACCAUUUUCCUCUCCCGUUUAUUGAUCAAAUGUUAGAAAGACUUGCAGGUCAUGAGUAUUAUUGCUUUCUGGAUGGAUAUUCGGGAUACAACCAAAUUGCUGUAGCCCCGGAAGAUCAGGAAAAGACUGCAUUUACAUGUCCUUAUGGUAUUUUCGCUUAUAGACGGAUGCCAUUUGGGUUGUGCAAUGCCCCAGCUACUUUUCAGAGGUGUAUGACAUCUAUAUUCUCCGACAUGCUUGAGAAGUAUAUGGAGGUGUUUAUGGAUGAUUUCUCUGUGUUUGGUUCUUCUUUUGAUAAUUGUUUAGCUAACUUGUCUCUGGUUUUGCAAAGAUGUCAGGAAACUAACCUUAUUCUCAAUUGGGAGAAAUGUCAUUUCAUGGUGCAGGAAGGAAUUGUGCUAGGACACAAAAUUUCCCACAAAGGAAUUGAAGUGGACAAAGCCAAAGUGGAGGUGAUAGCUAACCUCCCACCUCCUGUGAAUGAAAAAGGGAUAAGGAGUUUUUUGGGUCAUGCAGGUUUUUAUCGCAGGUUUAUCAGAGACUUCUCAAAAGUCGCCAAACCAUUGACUGAUUUGCUAGUCAAGGAUAAGCAAUUUAAUUUUGAUAAAAACUGCAUGGUAGCUUUCGAAACUUUAAAGAGUAAGUUGAUCAGUGCACCUGUUGUAAUCGCCCCCGAUUGGUCCUUGCCGUUCGAAAUAAUGUGUGAUGCAAGUGACCUUGCUGUGGGGGCUGUCCUAGGACAGAGAAAGGACAAAUUAUUGCAUGUGAUUUAUUAUGCUAGUCAUGUCCUUAACCCGGCCCAAAUGAAUUAUGCAACUACCGAAAAGGAGUUGUUGGCCGUGGUUUACGCUUUUGACAAAUUUAGAUCAUAUUUGCUUGGUUCAAAAGUCAUUGUGUAUACUGAUCAUGCUGCUUUAAAGUAUUUGUUUGCUAAGCAGGAAUCAAAGCCGAGACUUUUGAGAUGGAUCCUCCUCCUUCAGGAGUUUGAUUUGGAAAUCAAAGACAAAAAGGGGUGCGAGAACACGGUCGCGGAUCACUUAUCUCGCAUGUCCCCAAUCAAAGAGACUGAGGAGGAACAUCCUAUUAAGGACACAUUCGUUGAUGAGAAAAUACUUGUUGUUCAGGAGAUACCAUGGUUUGCUGACUACGCGAAUUAUGUGAUCAAUAUCAUGUCUCAAUCACCCAACGAAGUCAACAAAUUCCGUACCACCUACCAUGAAGAUCGAUAUGAACAAAUCAAGGGUCGAAGCAUGGUUGAAGAAAAACAUUGGAUGUAUCAGAAUGAUACGUAUCCAGAGGUCACGAAUAUUCUAAAAAAGCAGAAGUUGAUCUACUUUAAUGACAAAAUCCAACCGGUUUCACUGGAUUUGAUCUGGGAGUUUUACGCGAAUGCGCUACGGGUAACAUCUGAUGAAGACGAUCCCACAGGGAAUGCAGCGUUCGUGUCAUGGGUCAGGGGCACAACGAUCAAAUUUGAUGGAAAAACGAUUAACAGUGUGCUGAAAUGCAAAUUUUAUGAUUCCGUUUGUCCGUUUAACGAAAUGAAACGGUCGGACAAGAACUAUUGGCCUUAUGCUGACAUGAAAAACUCACUGAUUAGGCCAGGCCACGAUUGGGCACCCACUUCAAAAAUCUCUCCGGCAAAGGUUAUGGUGGUUGAUCUAGCUCCGAUUCCGAAGGCAUUGGCCUAUUUCAUUCAUCACAAUCUGAGUACUAAUCGAAGCGGGUCAGAAUUGAUAUCCGAACGUGCCUUACUGCUCCAUCAGAUCCUGCAUCAGAAACAAGUGAACAUUGGACAAAUCAUAGCUGCUGAUAUGGAUGACAUCGCUCAGUCACCUAAGAAAUCAUUAGGCCAUGCGACUGUGAUUUACCUGCUGUGCAAGAAAGCGGGUGUUCCGGACUUCUCUGAGUCGCUGAUGUUGCGACCUGCUGCACCGCUGAACGCCCACUGGAUGAAGGAGAGGACAGUCACAGAUGAUCAGCCCCGACCUCUGAGGCAACCACGAGACAGGGAGGGAAGCACCAGUGCUCCGCACCAGGAGGCUCAGCCGACUGCAGCAGAGACACAGCCACCUCAGCCUCCUCCGAUUGAUGAGAACUCCAGAGAGUAUCGGAUGCAGAUGUCCCAGUUUUGUGUUAUGCAGGACUUCUGUUUUCAGUAUGGGCUGUCAGGGAGAGUUCUGACUCAUCAGACGGAUCUGUGGGAGGAGGCACAGCGCUUCAGAGAUAGAUUCUCGGGACCGCCUCCAGCCCCUCAUUUUGGCCAGUUCACCUAUCCUUGGUGGAACCAGCCAGUUCAGAUAGGGGGAGAGAUUCCGCAGCAGCCACCGCAGCAACCACCGCAUCAGACACCACCUCAGCAGCAACAGUCUCCGUCGGGCCACACAGAGACGUUGACGCCUAUCUCGGCAUUCGCACGAGGGCAGACUAUUUUGGACCCGACAGAUAUGAUUAAUUUUGAUACCCACAUGCAGGACGGUGGACAGAGUGAUUGA